Iphiclides podalirius (scarce swallowtail) is the source of this 483-nucleotide messenger RNA. The record is from the annotation of a GenBank genome assembly. Lineage: Eukaryota; Metazoa; Arthropoda; Insecta; Lepidoptera; Papilionidae.
AUGCGGAGCGAGCGAGGAGGUCGCCUGCCCGGGCCGACGCCUGCCCGCCUCCGCCUCCGCUUCCGCUCCCGCUACCGCUCCCGCUUCCGCGCGCACAACACACACGCACGCACCACGCUCGCGAAAUUGAUCCGUAUCGCGUGGGCGAUAAGGCUCGAUUCGGUUGAGGCGCGGGCGCGGGCGUUCAGCGGGCUAUCGUGCGGCGUGCUCGUGCGUCAGAGCGGUGCGCGCGGUGCGGGUGUGGCGCGGGGCGGGGGGGGGGGGGGGGGGGGGGGGCGCGGCCGGCCGCUAGCGCGCUCACGGCACCAGGUCGGGCAGGCGCCCGCGGCCCUAGGGGCGCGCCCCGCCCUCCGCGCUCACCACCUGCGAACAGCCGCCCGACGCGCCCUCAGACAUCGCCCCCAACACAGCCGGCCUCUUUCGAAGCUGCACCUCGUUCGGCGCGUUUCGUGUGGAAUGGUUUUUACGAUGCGCGACACCGGC